UAACCUCUUUUGAUCUUGACUUUUCCUUUCCAAAUCUCUCUCCUCUUCUGUGUCCGUCUUUCUGUCUUCGACUCUCUCUUCUUCAGCUAUGGGGAUCUCUUUCAGCAACCGUAGACGAAACAAUCACCAACGCCGCUACCACCAUCACCUCCCUCCUCCUCCGCCCUACUAUUACUCCGAUCAACCGCAACAACCGCCGCCUCAACCACCACCGCACAACGAGUACAGCUACACUCAUAACCACCUCGUCUCAGCUCCGCAAUACUCUCUUCCUCCUCCACCCUCUCAGCCUCAUCCUCCGCCGCAGAUUAAUUACGGAUCCUACGGCUAUAACUACAAUCCAAACCCGCAGCAGCAGCAGCCUCCUCCGUAUUUCUACAAUGGCUGGAACACGAUGAUGAGACCGGUUUUCUACGGUCAAGCUCCCGUGGUGGUUGACCAACAGCCUCCUCAGCCGUUCGUGGAGCAUCAGAGCGCCAAGAAGGUGAGGAACGAUGUCAAUGUCCAUAAAGAUACGGUGAGGCUCGAAGCAGACGAUCUUAACCCUGGCUUUCAUCUAGUUUCCUUCCUCUUCGAUGCCGUAUUCGAUGGCAGUUUUACUAUCAUAUUUUUCGCAAAGGAGGAAGAGAACUGCACAAUCGUCCCUCAUUAUCCAGAAGCUUUCAAACCAACCAAAGUCCCAUUCCAAAAAGGCACAGCGCAGAAGUUUAUACAACCUUCAGGGACAGGAACAGACCUAGGUUUCUUUUCGCUCGACGAUCUAUCGAGCCCGUCACCAGAAGAGGUUUACCCACUUGUGAUAUCAGCAGAGACUGUGAUCUCGCCGAGCUCGGGCUCAGAGGAACCGUUAGUUCACAAGCAAGUCACGCAGGCGUGUCUGGAGAAGGCUGAUUGCGAUGGAUCUUUCAAAGUGAAAGUCGUGAAACAGAUCCUAUGGAUCGAAGGAGCUAGGUAUGAGCUGCGUGAGCUGUAUGGUAUCGAUAACUCGACGGCUCAAGAUGAUGUUGCGUCAGGGUUAGAGGAUAGUGGUGACAAAGAAUGCGUCAUUUGCUUGACUGAACCUAAGGACACCGCCGUGAUGCCUUGUAGACAUUUGUGUUUGUGCAGUGACUGCGCUAAAGAGCUGAGGUUUCAGUCAAACAAGUGUCCCAUAUGUCGACAACCUAUCGAUGAGCUUUUAAUGAUUAAAGUGGAAAGUAGCAAUGAACAACACUGAAAAAGAGGUUUCUUCUUUGUUGCUUCACUCUUAAGUUUGUUUCUGUUUAUCUCUAAAGCCUCAAAUCAAUUCUUUUGCUUUUUUCUUUUGUCCCUUAUACAAACCUUUGUCUUUGUUUUCUCAUUUCAUACUCUGCACAGAUUUGUUGGUCUUAGUUUGAAAAUUUGAAAAGAAACACAUCAGUAUUGUAUAUAUCUUUAAUGGCUUUUAGAGAAACUCUCUCUGUGUUUC
This is a messenger RNA of Raphanus sativus (radish), 1447 nucleotides long. Its product is annotated as probable E3 ubiquitin-protein ligase LUL3. Gene Ontology annotation, molecular function: ubiquitin protein ligase activity. The record is from RefSeq and is a predicted model, not a curated record. The coding region runs from base 89 to 1216 and encodes 375 amino acids. Lineage: Eukaryota; Viridiplantae; Streptophyta; Magnoliopsida; Brassicales; Brassicaceae. The transcript is spliced from 3 exons. Gene Ontology annotation, biological process: protein ubiquitination.